GUAGGGAAUUCCCUUCGAUGUGUCCUUCAGGAUCUUCCUCCACGUUUUUCCACAUUUGUGUAGAAAUCUCCGCAGAAACUAAGGGAGACGACAAAAUUUAGCACGAUGUGGAAGAAAUUCCUACUUAUAUCCCUAGUAGGACUUAUUCUCUGUACCGUCUCGUGCCGGGCAGAAGAUGAAGCGUCUGAACCCAAGGUUGAGGAGAGCGCAACCAAAGCCAAGGACGGCUCAAAAACAGACGAUGAGGUCGUACAGAGGGAAGAAGAGUCAAUAAAAUUAGAUGGGCUGAGUGUCGCUCAGAUGAAAGAAUUACGUGAUAAGGCCGAGAAACAUACCUUCCAAGCAGAGGUGGACAGAAUGAUGAAACUCAUCAUUAACUCUUUAUAUAAGAACAAAGAGAUUUUCUUGCGAGAGUUGAUUUCAAACGCAUCAGAUGCAUUAGAUAAGAUCCGAUUCGUGUCCAUAUCAGAUAAGGCUGCUUUAGGCGAUAAUACAGAAUUAACAAUUAAAAUAAAGGCUGAUAAAGAUAACCAUGUGUUACACGUCACUGACACCGGUAUCGGUAUGACAAAAGACGACUUAGUCAAAAACUUAGGAACGAUAGCCAAAUCUGGUACAAGUGACUUCUUGUCAAAAAUGGGCGACGCGAAAUCAUCUCAAGAAAUGACGGACAUGAUUGGACAGUUUGGAGUCGGUUUCUACUCAUCAUUCCUGGUUGCCGAUCGUGUAAUCGUGACAUCGAAACACAACGACGACGACCAGUACAUCUGGGAAUCUGAUGCUAACUCAUUCUCCGUGACAAAGGACCCGCGUGGAAACACCCUCGGCCGCGGUACUACUGUCAGUCUGCACUUGAAGGAAGAGGCCCAUGACUUCUUGGAGGAGAACACCGUCAAGGACCUCAUCAAGAAAUACAGUCAGUUCAUCAACUUCAACAUCUACUUGUGGACCAGCAAGACUGAGAUGGUUGAUGAGCCCGUGGAGGAAGAGAAGAAGGAGGACAAACCAGCCGAGGAGAAGAAGAAGGAUGAGGACGAUGUAACGGAGGAGAAAAAGGAUGUGGACGAACCUGAUGUCGACGCUGAGGUUGAGGAAGAGAAGGUCGAGGCUGACAAGCCAAAGACCAAGAAGGUCGAGAAGACGACGUGGAACUGGGAACUCAUGAAUGGCAACAAACCCAUCUGGACGAGAAAACCAAGUGAGAUUGAAGAUAAAGAAUACAACGAAUUCUACAAGUCGUUCACAAAGGAGAGUGAUGAUCCCAUGUCCCACACACAUUUCACAGCUGAGGGAGAAGUCACCUUCAAAUCCAUCCUAUUCAUUCCUAAAAGCUCGCCAGGUGAUAUGUUCCAAGACUACGGCAAAUCCAAAGAAGCUAUCAAGAUGUACGUCCGACGUGUCUUCAUCACCGACGACUUCGAGCAGAUGCUGCCCAAGUAUCUGUCCUUCAUCAAGGGCGUGGUCGACUCUGACGAUCUCCCACUGAACGUAUCCCGAGAGACGCUGCAGCAACACAAACUCCUCAAGGUCAUCAAGAAGAAACUCGUGCGUAAGACGCUCGAUAUGAUCAAGAAGAUCGGCACGGAAGAGUAUGAGAAGUUCUGGAAGGAGUACAGCACAAACAUCAAACUAGGAGUCAUGGAGGACCACUCCAACAGAACACGUCUUGCCAAACUCCUACGAUUUUUCUCAUCGAACUCAGAUACGGGGAUGACCAGCCUCCAAGAAUACAUCGAGCGAAUGAAGGACAAGCAAGAAGUCAUCUAUUUCGUCGCUGGUCAAAGUCGUGCUGAGGUUGAGAAAUCCCCCUUCGUUGAGCGACUCAUCAAGAAAGAAUUUGAGGUUUUGUACCUGACGGAAGCUGUUGAUGAGUACUGUAUCCAGUCACUGCCAGAAUUCGAAGGCAAGAAGUUCCAGAAUGUUGCAAAGGAGGGCCUGAAGUUGGACGAAUCAGAACGUGCCAAGGAGAACUUGGAAUUUACGAAGAAACAGUUUGAGACGCUCACUGACUGGUUGAAGGACGAGGCUUUGAAGGAUAAGAUUGAGAAGGCUGUUAUCUCCGAACGUCUGGACAGCUCCCCCUGUGCUCUUGUUGCCAGCACCUACGGCUGGUCCGGUAACAUGGAACGUAUCAUGAAGGCGCAGGCGUACGCCAAGGCUGACGAUCCAUCCAAGCAGUACUACGCCUCGCAGAAGAAGACACUGGAGAUCAACCCACGUCAUCCACUGCUCAAGGAACUCAAGAAGAGAGUCGAGGCCAACAAAUCCGAUCAAACUGCCACUGAUUUGGCGGUGGUCAUGUACGAGACAGCCGUCCUCCGAUCUGGUUUCCAACUCACCGAUACGUCAGGGUUUGCCGAGCGUGUUGAGAGGAUGAUGAGACUCGGCCUCAAUGUUCCCCUCGAUGCCAAGGUCGACGAACAUCCAGAAGAUGAAGAAACCGACAGCGAAAGUGAUGACGAGGCCAGCAAAGAAUUCAGCGACGAUGAGAGCGCCAAAGAUAAGGAAGCGCCAAAAGAAGGCGAAGAGAAAACACCAGAAACAACAGAGGAAAAGAAGGAAGAACCACAGGUCAUUCCGCUCCAGUCCUACGGACCUCGCCUCUGCCUUAGUGGAUCUUCUCGAGGUUUGCAAGGAUUACCUGUAUUGUCUCUUGAUAUUCUUCCUCUAGACAAUAGCCUUGUGUCGUUUCAGUGCUUUGGAUGCCGGAAGUUAAUGGGCUUCCAAGAGCGCUCCAGACCUACCCACAAGGCCCAAGGCUACUGCAAGAAUCCUGGUGACUGUCCGCCAGAAGAUGCCAAAGAUUCAGAUGGUGAUGGCAUUCCGGAUCAUAUGGAUGAUGACGAUGAUAAUGAUGGUAUUCCGGACAAAAUGGAAGAUGCUGAUGGUGAUGGUGUUCCAGAUGUUGUUGAUGAUGAUGAUGAUAAUGACGGUGUGCCGGAUCACUUAGAUGCAGAGCACAGGCGUUUCCGAGGUGGUUUUAAGGACACUGACGGGGAUGGUAUACCCGAUCAUUUAGAUUUAGAUGAUGAUGGUGAUGGUGUAAUGGACGAUGUUGACACAGAUGAUGAUGGUGAUGGUAUUCCUGAUGAUAAAGAGGACAGUGAUGGUGAUGGUGUCCCUGAUACUCUUGAUGACGAUGAUGACAAUGAUGGUAUCCCUGAUUCCCAGGACAAAGAUCAUUCAAAAUUCCAUGGGCGUGCAGUCCAUGAUUCUGAUAAUGAUGGUAUUCCAGAUCAUUGGGAUAACGAUGAUGAUGGUGAUGGUAUCCCAGAUGGCCGUGAUGAUGAUGAUGAUGGAGACGGUGUCCCAGACAUCGAAGAAGAUUCUGAUGGUGAUGGUAUACCAGAUUAUAAAGAUAGUGAUGAUGACAAUGAUGGCAUUCCUGAUGAUUUAGAUGACGAUUAUGAUCACACUGAAAACAAGGAUAGUGAUGGUGAUGGUGUCCCUGAUCAUUUAGAUAAUGAUGAUGAUAAUGACGGUGUGCCGGAUCAUAUGGAUAAAGAUGAUGAUAAUGAUGGCAUUCCUGAUGACAAGGAAGAUACUGAUGGGGAUGGUAUCCCAGACCAUCUGGACCAGGAUGAUGACAAUGACGGUAUCCCAGAUCACCUCGAUACAGACCAUCAGAGCAGCCAGUUCAAAGAUUCAGACAGCGAUGGUAUCCCAGAUUAUCAUGAUGAUGAUGAUGAUAAUGAUGGUGUCCCAGAUCACUUGGAUAAUGAUGAUGAUGGUGAUGGUGUACCGGACCACCAAGAGGAUACCGAUGGUGAUGGAAUUCCAGAUCAUUUAGACAAUGAUGAUGACAAUGAUGGUAUCCCUGAUGACAAAGAUCACGAUGAUGAUGGUGACGGUGUUCCUGAUAGAUACGAAGAUUCUGAUGGUGAUGGAAUUCCAGACCACAGGGACCAUGAUGAUGAUGGUGAUGGGGUUCCAGAUGACAAAGAAGAUGCUGAUUGUGAUGGUAUUCCUGAUCAUUUAGACAACGAUGAUGACAAUGAUGGCAUACCUGAUAGUCUUGAGGAUGCAGAUGGUGAUGGAAUUCCAGACCAUUUAGAUAACGAUGACGACAAUGAUGGGAUACCAGAUCACCUAGAAGAUGCAGAUGGUGAUGGGAUACCAGAUCACAAAGACAAUGAUGAUGAUGGUGAUGGCAUCCCAGACAGCCAAGAAGAUGCGGAUGGUGAUGGCGUUCCAGAUCAUUUAGACCAUGAUGAUGACAAUGAUGGUAUUCCAGACAGUCUGGACGAUUCCGAUGGUGAUGGUGUGCCAGACCAUUUAGAUAAUGAUGAUGAUGGUGAUGGUAUCCCUGACCACAAAGAAGAUGCUGACGGUGAUGGAAUUCCUGAUCAUUUAGACCAUGAUGAUGAUAAUGAUGGUAUACCGGAUACGCAAGAAGAUGCCGAUGGUGAUGGUGUUCCUGAUAACUUAGACAAUGAUGAUGAUAAUGAUGGAAUUCCUGAUCAUUUAGACCCUGAUCAUCAGUCUCAUAAACAUCAUGGUGAUGAUGAUGGUGAUGGUGUCCCAGACCAUCUGGAUACCGAUGAUGACAAUGAUGGUAUCCCAGAUCAUUUAGACCCUGACUCUGUUGACUCUGAUGGGGAUAGUAUCCCGGACCACCUUGAUGUUGAUGAUGACAAUGAUGGUAUCCCAGACGCAGAAGACACCGAUGAUGAUAACGAUGGAAUUCCUGAUCAUCUGGACCCAAACCAUCCAAUGUUCAAAGGUGAUAAGAAAUCAGAUAAAGAUGGUGAUGGGAUCCCAGACUACCUAGAUGAUGAUGAUGACAAUGAUGGCAUUCCAGACACUCUUGACCAAGACCACUAUCUUUCUAAGAUUGUUGAUUCUGAUGGUGAUGGUAUCCCUGAUUAUGUCGACAAUGACGAUGACAAUGAUGGCGUCCCAGAUACAGAUGACAAAGACGAUGAUAAUGAUGGCAUUCCUGAUCAUUUAGACCACGAUAGUUUGCAAUAUAAGAGGAGUAAGUUUCACGACACGGAUGGAGAUGGCAUCCCCAACCAUUUAGAUAAUGACGAUGACAAUGAUGGCGUCCCUGAUCACAAAGAUAAUGAUGAUGAUGGUGAUGGUAUUCCUGACCAUAAGGAAGACUCGGAUGGUGAUGGUAUUCCAGAUCAUGCUGAUACAGACGACGAUGCGGAUGGCGUUCCUGAUCAUUUAGAUACUGACCAUCCGCAGUACAGGAGGGGAAGGAAACUCUUAGGAUUCCAGGAAAGGCCAAAGGUCAAGGACGCAGGUCAGGGUCAUUGUAAAAGUCCAAAUGGAUGCCCGGAUGAUGAUUCUGACGGUGAUGGUAUCCCUGACGACCAAGAUGAUGAUGAUGACAAUGAUGGUAUUCCCGAUCAUAAAGACAAUGAUGAUGAUGGUGAUGGUAUCCCGGAUAGUCUUGAGGAUGCUGAUGGUGAUGGCGUUCCUGACCACUUAGAUAAUGAUGACGACAAUGAUGGAAUACCAGAUCAUCUUGACCAUGAUCACCUACAUACUGGUAAAGAUUCCGAUGGUGAUGGCAUCCCAGAUGAUCUAGAUGUUGAUGAUGACAAUGAUGGCAUCCCAGAUCAUCUGGAUCCAGAUUCCAGAGACACUGAUGGUGAUGGAAUUCCAGAUUAUCUUGAUGACGACGAUGAUGGUGAUGGUAUCCCUGAUGACCAAGACAAUGAUGAUGACAAUGAUGGCAUUCCAGAUCACUUGGACCCAGACCACCCAAGCUUCCGAGGUGACAAAACUAUUGACACAGAUGGUGAUGGUAUUCCUGAUUACCUCGAUGAUGAUGAUGACAAUGAUGGAAUCCCUGACUUUCUAGACCCCGACAGUCCUUUGUUUAAGGUGAGAGACACUGAUGGCGAUGGAAUUCCAGAUUAUUUGGAUGAUGACGAUGAUAAUGAUGGUAUCCCUGACAGUCAAGAUAAUGAUGAUGAUGGUGAUGGUAUCCCAGAUAGUGACGAGGAUUUAGAUAGUGAUAAUGAUGGUGUUCCAGAUCAUUUAGAUAAUGAUGAUGAUGGUGAUGGUAUCCCUGACAGGGAUGAUGAUGUUAGACAUGCACGCAAGACACUCUCUGUUGGCGAAGAAGAUGGAUUCUGCAAAAAUAAAAAGACAUGCCCGGACAAGGCUAAGGAUAGCGAUGGGGAUGGUAUCCCUGAUUACCUAGAUGAUGACGAUGAUGGUGAUGGUAUCCCUGAUGACAAGGAAGAUGCUGAUGGUGAUGGAAUUCCAGAUUAUCUCGACCCUGAUACGAAAGACACUGAUGGUGAUGGUAUCCCUGAUUACUUGGAUGAUGACAUUGAUGGUGAUGGUAUUCCGAACAGUGAAGAUAAUGAUGAUGAUGGUGAUGGUAUCCCAGACAAUUUAGACCCAGAUCAUCCAAGUUUUGAUGGUGACAAAGUCACUGAUACUGAUGGCGAUGGCAUUCCAGACUAUCUAGAUGAUGAUGAUGACAAUGAUGGUAUCCCGGAUUUCUUAGAUCCAGAUAACCCACUUUUCAAACUGAGGGACACGGAUGGAGACGGUAUUCCUGAUUACCUAGAUGAUGAUGAUGACAAUGAUGGCAUCCCUGAUAACCAAGAAGAUGCUGACGGUGAUGGAAUACCAGAUUAUCUUGACCCAGAUACGAAAGACACUGAUGGUGAUGGUAUCCCGGAUUACCUAGAUGAUGACAUUGAUGGUGAUGGUAUUCCGAACAGUGAAGAUAAUGAUGACGAUGGUGAUGGUAUUCCAGAUCACUUAGAUCCUGAUCACCCAAGUUUCAAUGGUGACAAACUGACAGAUACCGAUGGCGAUGGAAUCCCAGACUAUCUAGAUGAUGAUGAUGACAAUGAUGGUAUACCUGAUUUCUUAGACCCAGAUAACCCACUUUUCAAACUGAGGGACACGGAUGGAGACGGUAUUCCUGAUUACCUAGAUGAUGAUGAUGACAAUGAUGGUAUCCCUGAUAACCAAGAAGAUGCUGACGGUGAUGGAAUACCAGAUUAUCUUGACCCAGAUACGAAAGACACUGACGGUGAUGGCAUCCCUGAUUACCUAGAUGAUGACAUUGAUGGUGAUGGUAUUCCGAACAGUGAAGAUAAUGAUGAUGAUGGUGAUGGUAUUCCAGAUCACUUAGAUCCUGAUCACCCAAGUUUCAGUGGUGACAAAGUGACUGACACGGAUGGUGAUGGGAUCCCAGACUAUCUUGAUGAUGAUGAUGACAAUGAUGGCAUCCCUGAUUUCUUAGAUCCAGAUAAUCCACUUUUCAAACUGAGGGACACGGAUGGAGAUGGUAUUCCUGAUUACCUAGAUGAUGAUGAUGAUGGUGAUGGUAUCCCUGAUAACCAAGAAGAUGCUGACGGUGAUGGAAUACCAGAUUAUCUUGACCCAGAUACGAAAGACACUGAUGGUGAUGGCAUCCCUGAUUACCUAGAUGAUGACAUUGAUGGUGAUGGUAUUCCGAACAGUGAAGAUAAUGAUGAUGAUGGUGAUGGUAUUCCAGAUCACUUAGAUCCUGAUCACCCAAGUUUCAAUGGUGACAAACUGACAGAUACCGAUGGCGAUGGAAUCCCAGACUAUCUUGAUGACGAUGAUGACAAUGAUGGUAUACCUGAUUUCUUAGAUCCAGAUAACCCACUUUUCAAACUGAGGGACACGGAUGGAGACGGUAUUCCUGAUUACCUAGAUGAUGAUGAUGAUGGUGAUGGUAUCCCUGAUGACGAGGAGGAUUCUGAUGGUGAUGGUAUCCCAGAUGCUGUAGAUGAUGAUUAUAGCAGCGCCAAGCCUGGCCGGAGGCUUCUGUCUGUUGAAAAAGUGGGAAAGGCGAAAGCAAAGAAAGAACAAGGCUUUUGUAAAGAUUCCAAGAAGUGUCCUGAUAAGGCUAAAGACAGCGAUGGUGAUGGUAUCCCGGAUUACCUAGAUGAUGAUGAUGAUGGUGAUGGUAUUCCUGACACUAAAGAGGAUGCUGACGGUGACGGCAUCCCUGAUUACCUCGACCCAGAUACGAAAGAUACUGAUGGUGAUGGUAUUCCUGACUAUUUAGAUGAUGAUGAUGACAACGAUGGUAUCCCCGAUGAUCAAGAUGAUGACGACGAUAACGAUGGUAUCCCAGAUUAUCUCGAUCCUGACCAUCCGAGUUUUAAAGGAGAUAAGUUGAAAGAUUCAGAUGGUGAUGGUAUUCCUGACUAUCUUGACGAUGAUGAUGAUAAUGAUGGAAUACCAGAUUUAUUAGAUCCUGAUCAUCCUCUGUAUCGUCUCAGAGACUCUGAUGGUGAUGGUGUGCCAGAUUAUCUAGAUGAUGAUGAUGAUAAUGACGGUGUACCUGAUCACUUGGACCCCGAUCACCCAAGCUACUCUGUUGAAAAGAACAAGGACACUGAUGGAGACGGUAUACCUGAUUAUCUAGAUAAUGAUGAUGAUGGUGAUGGCAUCCCAGAUAACCAGGAAGAUACCGAUGGUGAUGGAAUCCCUGACCAUUUGGACGAUGAUGAUGAUAAUGAUGGAAUUCCUGACCACUUAGAGGACGCGGAUGGUGAUGGUGUUCCGGAUCAUUUAGAUAAUGACGAUGACAAUGAUGGCAUACCAGAUCAUUUGGACCCAGACCACCCAAGCUAUCAAGGCAAGAAGGAUUCGGAUGGAGAUGGCAUUCCUGAUGAUAAAGAGGAUAGUGACGGCGAUGGCAUUCCCGACUACUUGGAUGAUGAUGAUGAUGGCGAUGGUAUCCCUGAUGAUAAAGAAGAUGCGGAUGGUGAUGGUGUCCCUGACCAUUUGGACGAUGAUGAUGACAAUGAUGGUAUUCCGGAUCACCUAGACCCUGACCAUCCAAAUUAUAUUGGCAACAAGGAUAGCGACGGCGAUGGUAUCCCUGACAGAUUAGAAGAUUCAGAUGGCGAUGGCAUUCCAGACUACCUAGAUAAUGAUGAUGACAAUGAUGGAAUCCCAGAUCAUCUUGACCCAGAUCACCCAAGCUACAUUGGGGGAAAAGAUAGCGAUGGAGAUGGCAUUCCUGAUGAUAAGGAAGAUUCGGACGGGGAUGGAAUCCCAGACCAUCUUGACCCGGAUCAUCCCAGUUAUAGUGGUAAAAAGGAUAGUGAUGGUGAUGGCAUUCCUGAUGACCAAGAAGACGCGGACGGUGAUGGUGUUCCAGAUUAUUUGGAUGACGAUGAUGACAAUGAUGGUAUCCCAGACCACAUGGACCCAGACCAUCCGAGUUAUUUUGGCAACAAAGACAGUGACGGCGAUGGUAUACCAGACAAGUUGGAAGAUUCCGACGGCGAUGGUAUCCCAGAUCAUUUAGACAAUGAUGAUGACAAUGAUGGCACCCCAGAUAACCUGGAUAAAGAUCAUCCUGGUUACCUUGGUAACAAGGACAGUGAUGGCGAUGGUGUUCCUGAUGAUGAGGAAGACACGGAUGGUGAUGGUAUUCCAGAUUACAUUGAUAAGGAUGACGACAAUGAUGGGAUUCCUGAUUACCUAGACCCCGACCACCCUAGCUACAUAAGGAAUAUGGAUAGCGACGGGGAUGGUAUACCUGAUGACCAAGAGGAUGCUGAUGGUGAUGGCAUUCCCGAUUAUCUUGACAAUGAUGAUGAUAAUGAUGGCAUCCCUGAUUUCUUAGAUCCAGAUCACCCAUCAUAUAUCGGGAAGCGAGACACAGAUGGUGAUGGUAUUCCUGAUAUUGAAGAAGAUUGUGAUGGUGAUGGUAUCCCAGAUUACCUAGAUGAUGACGAUGACAAUGAUGGUAUACCUGACUAUCUUGACCCCGAUCAUCCCAGUUACAUCGGUAACAAAGACAGCGAUGGUGAUGGUAUCCCUGACAUCAAAGAGGAUGAAGAUGGUGAUGGUAUCCCAGAUUUCCUCGACAGAGACCACCCUGGAUAUCUUGAUGCCGAUGGUGAUGGCAUACCAGAUAACCUGAAGGAUUCUGAUGGCGAUGGUAUUCCAGAUUAUCUAGACCAGGAUGAUGACAAUGAUGGCAUCCCAGAUCUCCUUGAUCCUGAUCACCCAAGUUAUAUUGGGAACCGAGACAGCGAUGGUGAUGGUAUUCCGGACGACCAGGAGGAUGCGGAUGGUGAUGGCAUCCCGGAUUUUCUGGAUAACGAUGAUGAUAAUGAUGGUAUUCCUGAUCACCUAGACCCUGAUCAUGAAAGCUACAUCGGGAAGAGAGACAGUGAUGGGGACGGAAUACCAGAUGACCAGGAAGAUUCUGAUGGGGAUGGUAUUCCAGACUAUAUGGACACUGAUGAUGACAAUGAUGGAAUUCCAGACCAUCUAGACCCUGAUCAUCCAAGCUACAUUGGAAAGAAAAAAACAGAUAAAAAAAAAGGGAAGAAAGUGAAGAGGAAGAAGGAUAGCGAUGGUGAUGGUAUUCCUGAUGAUGAAGAAGAUGCUGAUGGUGAUGGUAUCCCUGACCAUUUAGAUAACGAUGAUGACAAUGAUGGAAUCCCAGAUCAUUUGGACCCUGACCAUCCAAGUUAUAUUGGUAAGAAAGACAGUGAUGGCGAUGGUAUCCCAGAUGAUCAAGAAGAUGCUGAUGGUGAUGGUAUCCCUGAUUUUCUCGACAACGAUGAUGAUAAUGAUGGAAUUCCUGACCACUUGGAUCCGGACCAUCCAAGCUUUAUUGGGAAGAAAGAUACAGAUGGUGAUGGCAUUCCAGACUACUUUGAAGACUCAGAUGGGGAUGGUAUCCCGGACCAUCUAGAUAACGAUGAUGAUAACGAUGGAAUACCAGACCAUUUGGAUCCUGACUCCAGGGAUACUGAUGGUGACGGCAUUCCAGAUUAUCUUGAUGAUGACGAUGACAAUGAUGGAAUUCCUGACCAUUUAGAUAAUGAUGAUGACAAUGAUGGCAUUCCAGAUCAUUUGGACCCAGACCACCCAAGUUAUACUGGCGAUAAGACAAAAGAUAGCGAUGGAGAUGGCAUUCCUGAUUACCUAGAUGACGACGAUGACAAUGAUGGUAUUCCAGACAUAAUGGAUGAAGACCACCCACUAUAUAAACUCAAAGACACGGACGGAGAUGGAAUUCCAGAUUAUUUGGAUGAUGAUGAUGACAAUGACGGCAUCCCAGAUGACCAAGAUGAUGAUGAUGAUAAUGAUGGAAUUCCAGAUCACUUAGACCCUGAUCAUCCAAAAUUUAAGGGAGAUCGGAUGAAGGAUACGGAUGGGGAUGGUAUUCCGGACUAUCUUGACAAUGAUGAUGAUAAUGAUGGUAUUCCUGAUAAUCUAGAAAUAGAUUCCGAUGGAGAUGGUAUACCAGACCGUCUAGAUAACGAUGAUGACAAUGAUGGUAUCCCGGAUCACCUUGACCCCGAUCAUCCAAGUUUCAGAGGAGACAAAACUAAGGAUACUGACGGAGACGGCAUUCCUGAUUAUCUAGAUGAUGACAUUGAUGGCGAUGGUAUUCCUAAUGCUAAUGAUAAUGAUGAUGAUGGUGAUGGUAUACCAGAUGACAAAGAAGAUGCUGAUGGUGAUGGUGUUCCUGAUGCUCUUGAUGAUGAUGAUGAUAAUGAUGGUAUACCCGAUCACUUGGACCCCGACCAUCCAUCAUACAAAGGGAAAGUCGCACAGGAUUCUGAUGGAGACGGUAUACCGGAUCACAUGGAUAAUGAUGAUGACAAUGAUGGCAUCCCAGACUACAUGGAACCAGACCAUCCGGGUUUCAAAGAGCAAGAUUCAGAUGGUGAUGGGAUCCCGGAUCAUUUAGAGGACAAGGAUGGUGAUGGUAUCCCAGAUCACUUAGAUGAUGACGAUGACAAUGAUGGCAUACCAGAUGAUCAGGAGGAUUCAGACGGUGAUGGUAUACCGGACGUUAAAGACAAAGACGAUGACAAUGAUGGUGUCCCUGAUGAACAAGAAGAUGCGGAUGGAGAUGGCAUACCAGAUAACAUUGAUGAUGACGACGAUAAUGAUGGUAUACCAGACCACUUAGAUGCAGACCAUAAGGACUUUCAAGGACGACCAGCUACCCGGAGAGAAAAGAACUACCUUGGAAAAUUUGUGUCAAAGUUAGAGGAGAUGUUCGGCCAGGAAGAGGACUUGGGCGUAAAGCAGCCAGUCAAGGACGAACCACCUCCGACCUUGAAGAAUGUCAAGGUCGACAGUACUGAGGAGAUUGACAUUGGCGAAUGGGUCAGUGGCAAGUUUUCCAGCUGGUUUGGUUCUGAUGACGAUGAUGAUGAUGAUGGGCAUGGUUUUGAUAUUGAUGAAAGAAAACCUUAGAUCUUAAGGCAUCAGAAGAAGAUGUGAUAAUAUGCUAGUAAGAUCAAGAGGUCUGGUCACAACGAAAAUGAUUACUGGUUGUCGUACCAUUCACCCAUUCGAAUCAGACCUCGAGUGAAAGCCAAUGAUAACUACGGUUAAGGUGAUAAAGAUAUCUGUAAAGAUUUGGGUUCGCAGCAAUCAUAUUUAAUGAUAUUCCAUGUGACACCCUCAUUCCAAUAUCUUGAUGGUUGUCUAUGGUUGACCUGCUUUUAAACGCUGUCCUUUGCCAGGUCACUUCCUAGAGGGCGCUCUGCUUCAGUGGCUGGCCCUCGAUGUGCCCAUCUCAAGCCUGAUCUUAUAACCGGUGUAGCAGUUGAAAAUGUCCCCCUGGAAAGGUGUCCGGCCCGAUUUAUUCUGACGGAUUAUGGUGUAUGGUUCUAUUGAGUGAACACUUCAGAGAUUAAAAUCGUGCAACAGCUAGAAUCCAUUGUUCCCGGACACUCUAUCCUGGGACAUUUCAAACUUUAACACCAGCUCAUAUCAAUUUAUAUGGGGAUAUUCAGUCUUAAAUCGUGUAUGUAAUGCCGGAGUAAUUCAUUGCAAUAUAAAAUGUUCACAGUCAAUAACCAAAGAAACCAUUUCACUUCACCACGCUAUUGAGAAACUGAACGACAUAUGAAAGCAGGUCUAUGAUGAUGUGUGACGAUCUUCUAAGGUUCGUCACGUGACGAACACACCAUUCCUGAUCUCAGUAAGAUGCAAGAUACGGACGUGAUCUCCAUCUUUAUCAUUAAUUGAUUACAUAUUGCGCUUCAUUAGUACUAGUAUGUAACAUGUUUUUCACAUAGAUCUGGCUGAAGGUACUUGGCUGACCUCUUGUCGCUUAACUGUAAUAGUGUGAUCACAAGGAGUAAUUUUACACAUCGCUGGGCAGCCGGUGUCAUAGUUGACACGCUUUAGUAGUCACCGUGAAAGAGCAUUGUUAGGCUUACCUCAAGGAUAAUCUAGUGUUGUGUAACACCAUUAUAAGUGUCAGUGUGAUAUGGUCACAUUCCUGAGUUCAGCUAACUACAUUUGGCCGGAACAAUGUGAAAAACUAUAAUCUAUAAUUCCGGACACUCUGUCCAAGGACAUUCAAAACCUUUACACCAGUAAGAAACAUAUACUCUAUAGUCAUGAACUGGUCGAACUAAGAAUUUUGAUUUGAAAAAGAUAGAUGCAAGGUGAAGAAAAUUGUAAAUAUUUGGCACUCAAAACAAGUUAUAAAUAUCCGCUGUAAAUGUAUGCAUUUUUUGUAAAUAUGGUGAGCUAUUUAUUUAGUUUUGUUAAGUUUUGCUUUUGGACAAUCGCGAUGAUAGCUGUACCUUUAGGUAGUACUACCUUGACGUGGGCUUUCGGGUUGAAAAAUGUUUGUGACAUACCCCAACAUUCAGAAAAAGGUGAAAACUGAUUUUUUUUCUCGUUGUUUUAGGGGUCAGAUUACAAGCAAUUGGAGCAAAUGGUUUCAGUUUCUGCGCAGGAACUGUGUAAAUAGAUUAUUUUUCGUAAUUUAUACAUUCUAUCGGAAUAUUCGCAGAAACAGUGACAUGGUAGUGAUGAUAGAAAAAGCUGUAUAAGCUCCUUUAAGUUGCUGAAGCCUGAAAGGUGGCCUGGGCAAUGACGAUUUUUAUAACCUAUGCAUUGAUACACCAUAGGGGCUCUCGUCUGCUGCUGACGAUUCCUUUUCUCAAGCGUAAUUGUUGUUCAUUCUUAAAACGCCUUGUCCCUUAAGUAUUCGCAGUAUUUUGGUUGGCAUAAACCGCAGGGAAGUUACCAAGUAGCCUACUCAUUUGUUUGAUGUAAUUAUGUACAGAGAUCCUUCCCUAAUUGUUGUAGAUAUUCCUGCACCAGUGAAAGCAGCACAAACAUGAAUGUACACAAAUGUAGAUCAGUCAACAAGAAUGAAAAGGUAGCAGAUGCCUACGCUGACUACAAGUCCAACUCAUUGAUUUAUUCUGUGCCAAUUAAAUGUAGAUGUCAUUUUCCGAUCUAUGAAUAAAUGAUGUACAAUUUGUAACAUUUAUAAACGUUAAGAAGAGAAUAAAAGACGCCAAUGUUGCUACCGUA
This is a messenger RNA of Lineus longissimus, 14283 nucleotides long. RefSeq names its product mesocentin-like. The record is from RefSeq and is a predicted model, not a curated record. Lineage: Eukaryota; Metazoa; Nemertea; Pilidiophora; Heteronemertea; Lineidae. Gene Ontology annotation, molecular function: ATP binding; ATP-dependent protein folding chaperone; calcium ion binding. The transcript is spliced from 18 exons. Bases 106 to 12195 code for a protein of 4029 amino acids. Gene Ontology annotation, biological process: protein folding; cell adhesion.